AUUAUAUGUUGUAAACCUCAGUGAGUUGGAUGACAUAUACGGUUCAUGGCGUGUGCAUUGGAAUAGUAAAAUUGACCUCCACAAAACUGACAAAAUAUCGGUGCUGGUAGUGAUCGUGAAUCGACUGUAUUGUGUCAAGUCAGCGUAAUAGAAAAAGAUGAAGACUCAAAUACCGCCAUUACCCUACUCAGAUAAAACGUAUAUAGGAUUAGGGCUCUGGCGCUGACAGUACCAGCAUGUUUUGUGUUUUUCGCGACAGCCUGGUACUUAACGGAAAGUCAUGCAUGCCGAGUUUUAAUUUGCGUAUUGUUAACACACGACAUCAUUGUGUACGGUAUGAUAUAUGAUACAUCAAAAAAAGGUUUGCGCUGGAAUACUGGAAGAGUGACAACUGCGUGAGAUCGACUGAGGACGACAUAACGUCUGCUUGUGAGAAGUUUUCCCGGGGAUGGUUUAGAACUGAAUCAUGGACAACACCGAAGAAAUGAUGUUCCACACUCGGUUAAAAAUUUACGUGCGACCAUCUCCAGUGAUACAUCAUUGAAUGGGAUGCGGUGGAGUAACGCUUGACUCUGUAUUCACGUCGCCACUGAAGCCUAACAACACAACCGAAGACUGGUUUAUUGCCAACUUUCUAGAAAUAUUACGAAGGGACGUCGAGUUAUUCUGGAUAUGUCGUGGUCAUUGAGGAGAAGGAACAAGUAACUGCGAUUCGAGUCUUCAACUUCAGCAUCGGAUGCAUUCGUCCUGUCGUUGUUACGUCAGCAUUGGAACGUAACAAGCUAUCGUGUUGUGUGAUACGCACAGUAGCGUUGGAAUAUGUGAAGGACCCAAAACAACUGACUCGAUGACGGCAAGAUAACUUUACUUGUGUGGAGUUCCAAGACUGUUUGAUAGUGGAUGAGGCUGACAUUCUCCGACAGGGGAGGCAAGAGAUCGCCCCGGGUGGACCAACAAACAUUUCUGGACGGUCUUGCCGAUAAAAAGACGCUGCAACGUCAUCGCCAAACCUGCUGUCGUCACGCCACAAGAGACGAUUAUUGAGAACUGAUAGAAAUAAACUGGAACUUCCAAAUUGCUUGUGGAACUUAACUAAACUGUAAUCUACAAGUUCAAAGAAAUGAGCGGAGCCGCAGGAGGAUUUUUUUUGACAUGACGCAGUUACCAAGGUACUUGGAGAUAAGUGUGCUCCUCGGCUAGUUCUCGAUCAUCCAAGUGCGGUGUUGCGCUACGCAAGAAAGUGGAUUAAGACUAUUGGAUAUGUUUCUGAAGCUAUACCAGAGAUUUGAUUUUCAAGUCUUACUGUACUGACAGUGUGCUGACAUCGGCCGAAAUAUGUAGGCUUCAAUUUGCUGCGCCUAAUUUUGUUAUGGAUCUGUAAUUAAGUCACUUAAACCGACUGGAUAAAGCUUGGAUAAACAAUGAGAAAGUCUGUAAAUUAGAAAUACGUUCGAUGGUGCAUUGAGGAUUUUGUGUUCAAGAAAGACAGCCAUGUUUUUCCAGCAAACCCACACGGCACGUAACGCCGUGGACGAGGCAGAAGAGAAUGAGUUGGACGGGUAUUAUUUGGACCCACCGCCGUGGUUUAUAGCGGGCAAGAAGCGCAUGUCCACGGCCAGCGCCUUCAGCUCACGGUCCCGCCGAAGUGGUGGAAAUAUCAGCGUGAACAUCCCAUCACCAACGGCUAGCGUGGAGUUGGCGCAGCCCAGCGAGAUCCCACCACGCCGAUCGGGGGACUACAGCCGCCAGACCUCGGCAGCGCGGAGCAGCGGCAGCCUGCCGGCCCGCCGGGGCUUCGCCUCCACGAAGCCCCAGGGGAAUCCCGUCUGGAGCCGCAUCAAGAUGGUUCUCUCCUCCUCCCUUGGACUGUUCCUCCUCAUCCAGACUUACUUGUGCAUCGGGGCGUUCUGCUUCAUGUGGCUCGAGGCGGACAAGGAGGACAAACAGAUGAAAUUGAUGGCGAAUCAGCGGCUCGAAGUGGCCGAGAAAUUAGUCAAUUGUUCCGGUAAUGUGAGCUGCCACAACCAGCUUCUGAGGAAAUGGGAAAAGGAUCUGAUCAACUUUCCCCAUAUCUACCUGGAGAUCGAUGGACAAGUCUGGUCCUGGAUCUAUUCUUAUUACUGUAGCUUUACCAUCAUAUCAACAAUAGGUUACGGAAACGUCACCCCUCUUUCAGUAUUUGGUCGACUCUUUGCCGUCGUUUACGCAGUGGUGGGGAUUCCUCUGAUGUUGUUGUUCAUUACAGAUAUAGGUAACAAAUUCGCUCGCUGGACCAAGAUCGCCAUCAUCAAAUUCCGGAAGUGUAAAUACAAACUGUGCAACUAUUGCCAAGAGAGGAGACGGAAUGAUUUGGGGAAGUCGAAUACGGGACGGGAUGAGGCACAGGCGGAUGAAGGAGGAGGAGGUGAUGAGGUCCGUGAUGAGGAUGACGGUCGUGAGGUUGGAGGAGACGCCUCAAGUUUGAGAGACGGGGGCUUGAGGGCCUGGAACAUCCCCGAGGUCCACAUCAACAUUGCCAUGUCCACAUUGGACGAAGAGGCCUGGGAGAUGGAGACCAAGGACAUAGAGGGUGCUGUCGGCGAGGAGGAGCGCUACCACGGAUACAGGGACGCAGGGCUGCACGUCUGUCGAGACAACAGCGAUUACGGCGGGUCCAGCACGGGAGUCGAAGCCUGCAUAAUCGACACCAAUGAUAAUGCUCCUGCAAUCGUGCCCAGCGCGACUCUCGAAGUGCCAAGGCCUAGAGAAUCGGUUACGGAAAGUAUCGAAGACAGUAAAGAGGUUGAGAUUGAUCCCUACCUCGGCGGUGGAGAGAAGUUGGACUCUUCGCCCAACGAGAGGGCGUCAGAUUCUUCGUCUUCGGAUGCGUCAACAGAUGACGUCACAGUGAGUGUUGACACUUUGAAGGACAACCAACCGUCGGUUAUAGAGGGCGCCGAUUCCAGGGAAAGAGGAGGCACGACGGUCGACAACCAACAAACGGACGUGACAACAUCAAUGACUAACAACCCAGAGUCUUUGGGAGUUCGGAACGAUGUAUGUGAAUAUGAGCCGAGUGACGUCUUGCAUACGUCACCACUCGGCAAGGAAACGGCCAUUGGUGAAAGUACAUGCGAUAAAUGCGGACAACCUAUGCAAAAUGCUCGACACGUCAAAACUGACGAUGUCGUAGAAUCCGAGUGUUCAAACUCUGCCGAGGAAAAAGGAAGAAAAACCGAACUUGCCCUGGACAUCGACAGCAGAGUAGUAGACUCAGCAAUAACAAAGACAUUUUCUACUGAUUCGUUAUCUAUGGAUAUAAAAACAAGACCCCCGCUUUACGAAUCACUGUUGUUGAGAAAGGAGGAUGAAAUUCCACAAAUUAUGGCGACGUACUUCCGUCACGAUUCACUCAUGGACGAUCAGCAUGUCAACGAACUAUCCAGACAGAAAUCCAGAUCUUUAGAAGGCAUCAACACAUUUAACGAGGAGAGGACCGACACGGAGCCUUCCCGUCACCGGCCGGCUAUCAGGGGGACGCGCACCCGCCGGACCUCGGCUCCCAACGUCAGUUUCCAGACCAGCAUGCCCAAACAGAACGGACGCUUGCCCAACCGACACUUGGAACGCUGCACCGAGCGCGACGAUGACGUCAUCAGAGACGCUCACGAGGCGGACGAUGACGCGGACGGUGAUUUCACAGACAAGCCUGCCACGGAUUCCGGGGUGGCGUCUUCCACUUCCAACUCCACCGAGUGCUCCCCGAAGCGGCGACCAAACUCCAUCCACCUCACGGUCGGGGACAGCUCGGACGAUAACCAGGCGCGGCCGGAUGACGUCAACAGCGACGAUGACGUCAUGGACUCCGAGGAGGAGAAGAGCUUCGAGAAGCUCCGUCAGCUGCGCUUCGGCGCCGCGCGUCCGUCCAUGAUUGGACGCGAGUUGAUGCGCGUAUCCGAGGCGGAUAUCGCCAUGCUGAGCAUCCCGCUCUGGCUAGCCCUCCUUUUGCUCCUGAUGUAUCUCCUACUAGGAGCCGGUUGCUUUGCCGCAAUGCAGAAAUGGAGUUUCAUAGAUGGUUUCUACUACUCUUUCAUCUCACUUAGUACCAUCGGAUUCGGCGACCUGGUCUUCCUACCUCAAAACCUCCAUGCCGGACUCAUAUUCUCGUUUCUGUACUCCUUCGUUGGUCUCUGCUUCACUUCCAUGUGCAUGAGCCUCAGUUCAAUGGAGCUAACACUGCUCUCGCGCAAGAUUGCGUCGAAGUUUGGCGUGUACCGGGGCCGGAUACGGAGCUUGAGAGAGAAGCGAUGGACCAGUCGUAGGCGACGGGCUAUCCGUGCAUCGUCACCGGAAAGAUGACAGGAAGGGUUAUCCCCAGGACAAAGAUAACUGAGUACAACUGGAUUCGAACCUGUUACCUUGGAAUGCCGUACCGUUGCCUAAUCUGAGCUGUCGGGACAAUUGGAAAAGCUGAGUUGGUCAAGCACUAAUAUGGUAUUCCUGAGAUCGAAGGUUCGAAUGCAUAACUUGUAAAAUGUAAAAUACCUUGUUUACUGUUCAAAUAACUACUUGGCAAUUUUACUUUUAAUGAACAAAAACCAAUAAGGAACUGGGGCCACCUCGGUGAAAUGUUUAGCACAAAACUUUGCUGAGCGCAGAAAAUGUUUUCUAAACCAUAAAUGGGUCAUCGGUCAAACUGCCAUGCAGGGUUCCUUGCUAAUGCUGCGUCUGUUCCCAGCGGAACAUUAACUUUUGCAAUCAUCAAAAAACAAUCUACAAAAUUAUUAAGAAAUACGUUUACUUGACUACUUAGGUGAAUAAUAAUCUCAAAAAUCACAGAAAUGAUGGCACCUGGUGUAGACUUUUUUGGUAUCAAUUUCCAACGAUGAUCGGCCGACUGACUUUUUCCCCAAAUACCUCCCUCAGUUUACCAUUUAGUUAGUCCAAAUUUUUGUUUGCAAGCCAGCUAGUCUAGUUCCCGGACCUGACAAUUCUCUGACGUCUAUAAAUUGUUUCGUCUGAAGAAGAGUCUGGGAACCAGACUGAAGAAGGGCAUUUUUUCUUGGUUUUCCCAGCAUUUAUGGACACAAAAUCUAAUCGGGCCAGUGUAACCCUGUAUUUGCUACUUUGCUAUAAAAUACUCGCCCCCAAAUCCAUCCAUUUCUGAAAAUUACAACAAAAAGAAAUGUUGUAUAAACACGUUAAUAUGCUAUAAAGCCAUAUGUUCUUUUUUAGCAGGGCCAUCAAACUUGGACCAAACGUCAUGGUGCUGGCCUGCUAAGCACACGAUUUUCUGCUGACACAGCCUCUAGGCCAUCAGCCUGGG
Messenger RNA from Patiria miniata (bat star), 5305 nucleotides. RefSeq lists its product as uncharacterized. The transcript is spliced from 4 exons. Gene Ontology annotation, cellular component: membrane. NCBI's taxonomy places the organism in Eukaryota, Metazoa, Echinodermata, Asteroidea, Valvatida, Asterinidae. The record is from RefSeq and is a predicted model, not a curated record. Gene Ontology annotation, molecular function: potassium ion leak channel activity. Gene Ontology annotation, biological process: stabilization of membrane potential; potassium ion transmembrane transport. Bases 1492 to 4338 code for a protein of 948 amino acids.